ACCCAGGAGCUGGACGGCUCGUCCCAGUGGCUGGCUGAGCAGAAUGAGGCCGGUUCCGAGCAUGCACUGGAGCAGGAAGCCAGCACUACAACCGCAAACGAAGCUGUUGGGACGAGAGGCAAAGAGCAAGAGAGAACUAAAAUGCAGAGCAGUCCUCCCCAACAGCAACAUGCGCUGCACCCACAGGUAGAGUUGGAGACUGCAUCGGACAGAAUGACAGGCAGUAACCCAGUGUCACCAGCCUCCUCGGGCUCACCUGCCUCAACUGGCAGCAUCUCGCCACCACAUCUCACCCACGACUCCUCGCUGGACAGUCACCCAGGCUUUGAUGUUCCCAAGACACAGAACAGAGCCCUUGUGCCGCCCGGGAUGUACACCUCCCCGGACCCUGCAAGCAUGUGGGACAAGACACACGCAGAGAUUGCUGAGCAGGCCAAGCAUGAGGCAGAGAUUGAAAACCGCAUUGCAGAAAUGAAGAAGGAAGGGUUCUGGUCCAUGAAACGGCUGUCAAAGGUGCCUGAGCCAGUCCGGCCCAAAGUGCAUUGGGAUUAUCUUUGCGAGGAGAUGCAGUGGCUCUCUGCUGACUUUGCCCAAGAGCGCCGAUGGAAGAGGGGUGUUGCGAGGAAGGUGGUGCGCAUGGUGAUCAGACACCACGAAGAGCAGAAGCAAAAAGAAGAACGAGCCAAACGGGAGGAGCAGGCCAAGUUGCGCCGUAUUGCCUCAUCCAUCGCCAAAGAGGUCAAGCAAUUCUGGAGCAACGUAGAGAAGGUUGUGCAAUUCAAGCAGCAAUCACGUCUGGAGGAGAAACGGAAAAAAGCCUUGGACCUGCAGCUAGACUUCAUAGUGGGCCAGACAGAGAAAUACUCGGACCUACUGACCCAGAGCCUCAAUGAGACCUUUCCAGUACCCAGCAAGACCGGUGGCUCCCAUGCGGGCUCUACUGCCUCUAGCCCACCACCCCCCAGUCACCUCACUGAGGUUGAAGAUGGGGAUUUUCAACCCCAUGAGGAGUCGGAUGAUGAGGAGACUAUCGAAGUAGAAGAGCAGCAGGAAGGGAAUGAUUCAGAGACUCAGCAACGGGAGAUUGAGUUGCUAAAGCAGGAGAGUGAACUGCCCCUGGAAGAGCUGCUGCAGUCACUGCCACCCCAAAUUUUGGAGAACUCCUUCAGUGUGCCCCCUUGUGCCUCUAGUUCUGAAAAUGAAGAGGAGGAGGGUGACAGUGAAGAGGAAGAGGAGCAGGAGGAAAAACAGACUUCCAAGAAGUUAAAGGAGAAGCCAAAGCCCGUUACUCAGAGGAAUAAAAAACCCUGGAAGCCCGAUGAAGAGGAUGAGGAGUUCACUGCCAAUGAGGAGGAAGCUGAAGAUGAAGAGGAAACAAUAGAUGCAGAAGAAAAGCUGGAAGGAGAUGUGGAUCAUAGCCAGGAGCUGAAUGAGCUGGCCAAGGAAGGUGAGCUGCCCAUGGAUGAGUUGCUGCAGAAAUACGCUGGCGCCUAUACCUCAGACUUUGAAAUGGAGGAGUCAGACACUUCAUCCGAGGCCUCGGAGCCCAGCACUUCUGAGUAUGAGGAAGAGUCAGAGGAAGAAGACAGCAGUAGCCAGUCAGAUUCCACAGAAGAGGUGGGGAGUGAGCAGGAUGAAAGUGAAGAGCAGGAUGCCAUGGAAGGUGCGGAGGAAGAAGCUUCUGUGAGCCAGGAGGAGGACUUUGGUGUUGAGUAUCUCCUGAAGCAGGAUGAGGAUCGUGGUGGUGAGGGAGACAAUGACUCGACUCCAGCCCCAGGGCCCAAGAAGGAGAUCACAGACAUAGCAGCUGCAGCGGAGAGCCUGCAACCCAAAGGUUAUACCUUGGAUACUACGCAGGUUAAGACGCCUAUUCCCUAUCUGUUGCGUGGGACACUGCGAGAAUACCAACACAUUGGUCUGGACUGGUUGGUCACCAUGUAUGAGAAGAAACUCAAUGGUAUUCUGGCGGAUGAGAUGGGGCUUGGCAAAACAAUCCAGACGAUCUCGCUGCUGGCGCAUCUGGCCUGCGAAAAGGGCAGCUGGGGCCCCCACCUGAUUAUCGUUCCCACCAGCGUGAUACUGAACUGGGAGAUGGAGAUCAAGCGCUGGUGCCCCAGUUUCAAGAUCCUCACCUACUACGGGGCACAGAAGGAGCGUAAGCUAAAACGGCAGGGUUGGACCAAGCCCAAUGCCUUUCAUAUCUGCAUCACCUCAUACAAGCUGGUACUGCAGGACCACCAGGCCUUUCGACGCAAGAAUUGGAAGUAUCUGAUCUUGGAUGAGGCUCAGAACAUUAAGAACUUCAAGUCUCAGCGUUGGCAGUCUCUGCUAAACUUCAACAGUCAGAGACGGCUUCUGCUGACCGGAACUCCUCUCCAGAACAGCCUGAUGGAGUUGUGGUCCCUCAUGCACUUCCUGAUGCCCCAUGUCUUCCAGUCCCACCGCGAGUUUAAGGAGUGGUUUUCCAACCCACUGACGGGCAUGAUUGAGGGCAGUCAGGAGUACAAUGAGAACCUGGUGAAGAGGCUACACAAGGUGCUGCGGCCCUUCUUGCUGCGGAGAGUGAAAGUGGAUGUAGAGAAGCAAAUGCCAAAGAAAUACGAACAUGUCAUCAAGUGUCGGCUUUCCAAGCGCCAGCGUUAUCUCUACGAUGAUUUCAUGGCCCAGGCUACCACCAAGGAGACAUUGGCAACGGGACACUUCAUGAGCGUCAUCAACAUCCUGAUGCAGCUCCGCAAGGUCUGCAACCACCCCAACCUCUUUGACCCACGGCCAAUCCACUCGCCAUUUAUCACAGAAGGCAUCUGCUUCAACACAGCUUCCCUCAUCCUCCAUGCCCUUGAUAACGACCCUUUCAAGCAUGCAGACUUGGGCAUUUUCGAUCUGAUCAACUUGGAGGGCCGUGUGUCCCGUUAUGAGACAGACACAUUCCUGCCCAAGUGGAAGGUGACAAGGAAACUGAUUGAGGAGAUUGCUGAGUCCCCAGACCCUCCUCCCAGACCCAAGCCUGUCAAGAUGAAAGUUAACAGGAUGCUUCAGCCAGUGCCCAAGCCGGAGAACCGAACUGUGGUGCUGGUGAACAGCCCUCGUCCCACAACUCCUCUGCAAAAGCCCAUCGCCCCUGUCCUUCCAGAGACACUGACGCCUGCUCUGGCCCCCAUCCAACACCCGGGCCCAGUCUUGUCAGGACCAGUGCAGCCCCCCACACUCCCUGUUGCGGUCUCUCUCCCCAUGCCCAUCCCUUUGCCCUCCUCACCAGUGACCAUGUCAAUACCAGUGCCUCCUUCCAUCAGACCACAGACCCAGACUCUAGUGCCUACACUGAGCCAGAACAACACAGCUGCUGCUCUGCUGCAAGGCCAGGCCUCUACUCCGCAGGUCCUACCUGUGGCGAUCACUGCAGCUCAGCUGGUCCCAAAUGCUCCCCGACCCCUCCUCCAGCCAUCUCCUAUUCCUCCCAUCACCACAGCAUCUUUCUCACUGAAACCUGGUGCACUGCCAGCCCCUGUGGGGCAGCAGCAGCCCAUGAACACCUUAGCCACCACGUCCUUGGGGCAGCAGCAGCCAAUCAACACCCAGCCCAUCAGCACCUUGGGUGUCCCUCCCAUGGGGCAGCCACCUUUGCCCAUCAGCACCUUGGGUGUGUCCUCUGUGGGGCAGCCGCCACCGCCCAUCAGCACCUUGGGUGUUUCCCCCAUUGGACAGCAGCUGCCACCCACCAACACUUUGAGUCCAGCUGCUACAGCCCAGCAGUCAACCAGCACCAUGGGCACAGGCACCAUAGGAGGCGUGAUGAAGCCCAUGAACAUCCAUUCUGCUGUGUCCGCCUUGCCAGGCUACAACUUCGCAACUGCUGGAGGCCUUCAGCAAAGGCUUCUGCUGUCCCCGGAUAUGCAGGCACGGUUGCCCUCGGGCGAAGUGGUAAGCAUCGGGCAGCUUGCCUCACUGGCCAACCGGCCGCUGCAGAGUGCUCCAGGGAGCAAACCCCUCACCUUCCAAAUCCAAGGCAACAAGCUUACCUUGACGGGUACACAGGUCCGGCAGGUCACUAUGCCUCAGCCAGCCCGACAGCUGCCAAUGCCCUCAUCAGCAGUGAACAGCUCCGGUGUGGUGAAGAUUGUUGUGCGUCAGGCUCCUCGAGAUGGCCUGUUGACCCCUUCCCCUGGCCCGCAGCAGCCAUCUCUGCGCCCUGCUACAGCAACAACUGCUGCCACACUGCCUGGUCUCCCAGCGGCCCUCAUGGCCCAACGAGCCCCGCUCCCCAUGACUCCUGUGCCGCCUGUCAGGUUGCCCGCUCAGCCACUGGUGCCAGUUAGGGUGCCCACACCAGCUCCCCUGCAGGGCCUUGUGAGACCCAUGCUGCGAAUGGUACAGGCGCCAAGCCCCAGCCUGGAGCAACAGCUGGUUGCAGCUGCCACACCCCCGAUAGCGACUUCGUUUGCGGUCACUCCAGCGGCCACCGUCACUGUUGCCGCCAACACCUCCCCAGCUAUGACUUCCCAGAUGGCCUCGAGCGCAGUGCCCAAGGAGGAGCCAGAGAUGUUAACACUGCGUUCCACCACCCCAACACCGCCCCCGCCCCCUUCUGUCCUGGCCCCACGGCCAAGGCGGCAGCCGCCUCCCCCACCUCGCUCACCCUUCUAUCUGGAAUCACUUGAAGAGAAGCGGAAGAAGCAGAAGGAAGAGCGCCUCGACCGGCUCUUCCGCCUCAACGAGCAACACUGCAACCUUGUGCCAAUUUACGGCACUGAGGUGCUACACUUUUGCACUCUUUUCCCCCCUGCUCCCCCUCUCUGGAGGGAGGAAGAGGAGGAAGAGGAGCCAGCAGCAGCACCAGCCCAGGAAGUAGAGCCCAAGGGCUGCAGAGGGGGUAGCUAUGCACACUGUUAUGCAGCACAAGUGCAAAGGGACCCCCAUCGCCUCGAGACUCACUGGCAGCGGGCAGACACCUUGGCCCAGGCUAUCUUGAAGCCGCAGCAGCGAAUUGAGGAACUGACAGACAUUAUAGAGAGGUUCAUCUUUGUUAUGCCUCCUGUGGAGGCUCCUGCUAUCACCAUGCAUACCUCUCACCCGCCCCCAUCACUCCUGCUCCAGCAGGCUGUCUUCAAAGAGACCCUGAGACAGGAGCUCUCGCCCCGUGCAAGCGGCCUGCACCGUAUCAUCUGCAACAUGCGGACUCAGUUCCCAGACCUCCGCCUCAUCCAAUAUGACUGUGGGAAACUGCAGACUCUGGAUGUUCUGCUGCGGCAGCUCAAGACUGGUGCCCACCGGGUCCUCAUCUUCACUCAGAUGACUCGCAUGUUGGACGUGCUGGAGCAGUUUCUCAAUUAUCAUGGACAUAUCUACCUGCGGCUGGAUGGUAGCACCCGUGUGGAGCAGCGGCAGGCACUGAUGGAGCGCUUCAAUGCAGACAAGCGCAUCUUCUGUUUCAUCUUGUCAACGCGCAGUGGUGGUGUGGGAGUGAACCUGACAGGUGCUGACACUGUGGUGUUCUAUGACAGUGACUGGAACCCCACCAUGGAUGCCCAGGCCCAAGAUCGCUGCCACCGUAUCGGGCAGACACGUGAUGUUCACAUCUACAGGUUGAUCAGUGAAAGGACAGUGGAGGAAAAUAUCCUGAAGAAGGCCAAUCAGAAGAGGAUGCUUGGAGAUAUGGCUAUUGAGGGUGGCAACUUCACAACAGCCUAUUUCAAACAGCAAACAAUACGUGAGCUGUUUGACAUGCCCCUAGAUGAGCCAGCCAAGAAAGAAGGGGAGGCCUCAGCUAUAGCACAGGAGGAUGAAGAGGACCCCAUGGCCACCAAGCAGACACAGAUUCUGGAGCAGGCACUGUGCAAGGCAGAAGACCCUGAAGACAUCCGGGCAGCUACCCAGGCCAAAGCAGAGCAAGUGGCUGAGCUGGCAGAGUUCAAUGAGAACAUUCCUUUGGACACAGAAGAUAGGCCUAGCAGGGAAGAAGAGGAGGAGAUGUCUAAGGCUGAGCAGGAGAUUGCCUCACUGGUGGAACAGCUCACCCCUAUUGAACGUUACGCCAUGAACUUCCUGGAGGCAUCUCUAGAGGACAUCAGUCGGGAGGAGCUGAAGCAGGCAGAGGAACAAGUAGAAGCUGCCCGCAAAGAUAUUGACCAGGCAAAGGAUGAGGUAGUCUUCAAGCUGCCAGAGGAUGAGGAUGAGAGCUAUCUUGUUGAGGAAGGCACCAGCAAGAAGAGUAAGAAGUCCAAGGGUUCAAGCCGCACAGCCUCAGAGAGGACAGGCACCCGCAUGAGUGAAAGGCUGCGUAGCACCCGCCUCCUGCUGCGGGAUGGGGAGAGUGGAGAUGGGGAAUCCCCCCAGACAAGACUACCCAAUCUCCGGCAUUCCCACACGGUGACGGAUGAGGAAGACAAUAGCCUGCCCCAAGUAGCUCAACACACGCGAGGGGCUGCUGUGCGGAGGGAGUUGGUGCGGGAGGAGAAGCCUGUCCAGGCUGCCCUGCACUCCCGCAGAACUUUGGCCCGCCGAGAGGAGCCCUGGACUAAGGCCCCAGUGACUGGGGAGAAGGUGCCGAAAACAACUCCCCACAGGACUGAGGUUUCUGCUUCUGGUGACAGGGUUUUGAGAAAUAAUCCCCACAGGACAGAGACCUUGUCUGCUGCGGAGACGUUGCUACCAGUUACUCCACAGAAGGCAGAUUCAGGGGCUGCAGGUGACAGGAUGCUAAAAGGCACCUCUCCGAGGACAGAAACCCAGCCUGCUGGUGAUAAGUUGCCACAAAGUGGCCCCCAGAGAAUAGAAACUGGCUUGGAUAAGGAGGUGAGGCCAGACUUGCAGAAGCAUGAGAAACCCUGUGAGUUAGAUAAACUCCCAUCCAACCCUCCUAGGUUAGAAGUACCAAUAAAUGAGGCACAACUCCUCCAGCUUCCUUCUCAGGCACUUGAUGGAGAGGUGGCCAGCUUAAAAACAGUUUUAAAAGAGCAGGAAGAGAAAGCAAGUGCCCAGCUCAAUCCAUCAGCCCCUGAACCCCAUGUUCCCAUGAAUGUCCCAAAUGUGGAAGUACCAGUGUUCCAGGCACAAGAUGUGCUAGUGGCUGAGGAGAAGUUGUUGAGUACACAGUCACCACCUGGCACUCAGAAGGUUGUCCUUGAGGUUCCAGCAACUAAAGAGAAGGCACCAAGCACAGUGAGUCUCCUUGCCACUGUGGAGCUACCUAAUGAGAAACAACCCGAGGCUGUUUGUGAGGUAGACUUACCAUUGAGGGAGCAAAAGGAGAGCCUGCCAAGGUCAGAGGAAGAAGCAGACAUGAGCACUUCUUGCAGUACUGCGGUACAAGAGUCACUGAACUCUGUAUUUGAGGCACGCAGGCCUGAGGUUGUUGAAGGGGCAGCACCCUCUGAUGGUCCUGAUGGAACAGCAUCUAAGACACUCACCUCUAGAAGCUCAGAGGCCACCCCCAUGGAGUCCGUAGUUAGUGCAUCAUCCAGGUUGGAGAGUGAGACCCCCAAGAUUGAGGUGCCUGUGGUUCCUUCCGUGGACCACACCAUGCCAGCUGCUAGCUCCCUUGUUCAACUGGAAGCUCUGCCUUGUGUCAAGGAGCCAAAUGGUUUGGAGCAGGCUCCCAGAGCAGAAGACUUGCCAUGUCCCACUUCAAGCAUCCUAGAUGAGCCAGAGUCUAAGAUCGCACCUGGAGAGACUGUAUUGCCAACACCAGAGGUCUCAAGCAGUGAAAGCAAGAGCCCCAAGGAGUCACACAAGCAGGAUCAAGGGGUUGUUGGGAAGAAGCUUCAUGGGGAGGAGCACCAAAACAAAGAGGCUGAAAUUCAGGCCACCUGCCUGCCAGCUGUCUCCUCACAGGCAAGUCCAUCAGAUAGUGCUGUCUGCUCAGAAGCGCCAUCUGCAGAUGAGAGUCUGUCGUUGAUUAAAACCCCUCGCCGUCGAACCAGUGCGGACGUGCAGAUCCGGCAGAGCUGUCAGGACCAAGAUGGCCCUGCUGCAAAAGUUUUGCGCAAGCUGCCAGGGCGGCUGGUCACAGUGGUGGAGGAGAAAAAACUGAUUCGGCGUCGCCGUAAUCGUGUGCGCAAGUUGGAUACUGCCAACAGCACCGUGGUGAGUCCCAGCAACAGCUCAGAUCAGAGCGUGUUGGAGCCAGAGCCCUCCUCCCCUUCUGGCAAAGAGCUGCCACUGCUGCGAGACUUGCCUGCCCGUCGGAGAAUUGAGCUGGAGAGCCGGGCAGCAGCUAAGGAGAGAGAUGGCGGCCUAAGAGGAGAGGCACACACUAGCCCUUCUGCUGAGCCUUUGAAACGCAAGCGAGGGCGUCCCCCCAAGAACAAGUCCUCUGAGCAGCAGAGUCCAGGGCUGCUGCAGCCCCUCCCGGAGCUUGGCCAGGAGACCACCCCCCAGAGUCGGAUCCCAGAGAAGAAGGUGCCCGAGACCCAGCCCCAGAGCAAGACCUCUGAGAAGAAGGUGCCUGAGACCCAGCCCCAAAGCAAGACCUCCGAGAAGAAGGUGCCCGAGACCCAGCCCCAAAGCAAGACCUCUGAGAAGAAGGUGCCCGAGACCCAGCCCCAAAGCAAGACCUCCGAGAAGAAGGUGCCUGAGACCCAGCCCCAAAGCAAGACCUCCGAGAAGAAGGUGCCCGAGACCCAGCCCCAAAGCAAGACCUCCGAGAAGAAGGUGCCCGAGACCCAGCCCCAAAGCAAGACCUCCGAGAAGAAGGUGCCCAAGACCCAGCCCCAAAGCAAGACCUCCGAGAAGAAGGUGCCCAAGACCCAGUUCAAAAGUAAGGUGCUAGACAAGAAGGUGCCCCAAACGACUUCACCCAAGACCAAGUCUCCCAAGGGUAAAACGGAGAGUAGUGAGAACAACUCUCCUGUCGAAAAGCGACGCCGUGGCCGCCCCCCCAAGAUACGGGAGGCCCCCAUUGUGUCUCCAAAGCCUUCUCAUUCUGAAGUUCUGCCAGCCUCCUCUGCAAAGCCUCUGGUCACAGAGCUACUCCCUAAGGUGCAGGAGCAGCGGGACAAGUCCCCUAAGCCCACCCCUGUGGCAGAAGCAAUACCUAAGAUUCAUGAAUCGCUGGACUUGCAUCCCAAUCCCAAAACAACGUCUAUCUCAAAAGUGUCCCCCAAGGCGCGGAACCGAAUGCCUGUGCAUCCCAAACCCACCUCAAUUUCUAAACCAGCUCCUAAGGCACGAGAACUGUUGGCCGCUCCCCCCAAGCCUGUUUCCAAAUUCUCCACAGAAGCGUGUGAGCCCCUUCCUACUCCCCCUAGAGCUGUCUCUUCAGCAGAAGCCUCCCCAGAGAUUCAAGCACUGCCUUCUCUGCCCCGACCGCCACAAACACCGCCACAAGCUGCCCUCGGUUCCACAACUUCCGAGUCUCCGCCCAAGCGGAAGAGGGGUCGGCCCCCAAAGAACCCACCUUCCCCUCGUGUGGAGGCCGCGCCAACUCCCACCUCACCAUCUGACCACGAGAUCUCCACCGAGAAGAAGGAGACCCCGGCUCCCCCUGUCCGCAAGCGGCGACGGAGGAGGAGAAAGGAUGAACUGGGCCCGUCGUUGCCAGGCAUCAGUCAGAGCUCCUCAGAGGGCGAGGACUCCCGGCCACUCACCAGGCUGGCUCUGCUCAAACGCGAGGAAAAGCCAGAGUCUUGUGGCGAGGGCUUAGCGCAGCCCUCCCCAAAGCAGGCGCUCCCUGAGGGCGCUUCGUCUGCAGAGAGCAGCACUUGGGAGCAGCCUCCUGGGGACACCCCCGCCCGCUCCACCCGCCUCCGGCCCGGCAGCCUCCUCCCACCACUGGAGCGUGAGACUCAGCGACGGAAACGCCGCUGCUUCCUGAAGGGCAGCCGGGUGAGCAACAGCGGCCAGUCACCCCCUCCCCAGGCCACCUCGGAGCAAGAGGGUGGGGAGUCCGGGUCCUCCUCGGAGUCAAGCAGCAACAAGUGCUCCCAACAGCCCAAGCGCCAGUGCUAUGAGUCGGGUGGUGGGCGGGGCAGGGGGCGGGGGCGGGGUUGGUGCACUGGGAGCCCAGCUGACCGGAUUCUCCGUAGCGCAGCCAAGCCCAGUGAAGGCACCCGGCCGGCUUCCUCCCCCAUCCCCACCAGGAAAACGGGCCCUGCUUCCGUGCCCACCUCAGCGGGGGGAGGCUCUGGGGUGCUAUCUCCCUCCUGCACUCCUUCUCCAGCCGCCCCGGUUACCUCUUCACUAAGUAACAGAGGCCGCAAGCCCAAGACGUGACCGCAGCGCGAGAAGUUCUGCCGUCACUUCUCUCUCUGUGUGGGGGGGGGGUCAAUGGCCAGCUCUUCCUCGCACAUACUGUAAGCAGUUUUAGCCCCCUGCCCCGACCCACCCAUUGCUCUCGAUCCUCCUGUUAUCAUGGAGGGCAGCCGAUGGGGCUCACCUGUCCCCACACAGCUCCCUGCAUUCCAGACUUGACUGUUAAGAGUACUACUUGAAAGAGUAGGAGGAGGAGGGCAGCAGGUGUGGCUGCUCCCUCCCGGAUGCUUUGUCUCAGAGCAGGGCGAGGGACACUCCUGCAGAAGUUGGCUAGCUCUGGAUGUGUAGCUCAGCUGCUCCCUCGCAGGGGAAGUGACGGAGCCAACACUGUUCCCAAUUAAUUCUGCUACUUGCUGAUCAUGGAGUGAGGGAGGGCAGCUCCAUAGAGGUGUGGCCCCCUGAGUUGACGCUUCAGGGCUCCCGCUGCUACUGAAUGGCCCCCGCAAAGUUCAGUACCACUUUGGGAUGCCUCCGUUCAGCCUUCCGUUAGGCGCUUGCAUCCUUUUUAAAAUAAAAAUCAAAUUUUGGGGCUCUGCAUCCUUGCCCUCUGCCCCUUCCCCUUAAGAAACCCGCAGGGGAUGCCCUCCUGAUUUAUAACACAAUUAGCUCUUACUUUUUUAAUGGCUCUGGGUUGGUUUUUAAAUGACAGUGACCAAAUGCUGGGUCCCCUUCUCUGGCUUUCCCUUUUGAUUGUCGCCCUGUUUAUUCCGUUCACAGCUUAGGGCCCUCUUGAGGCACAAGGAGGUGGCAGAGUUGACUCCUUGAAAAGGGGAAGGUUGUGCCCUCAUGUUUUGCAUUGCCACCAGGAGAGAUGGUCUUAUUUUUAAUGAUGUAUAUUGCAGCCUCACUGCUCCGAGGACUCUGUGGGCUUCUGAGUUGGAUCAAAUCCCUCUUCCCUUCCCCGCCUCUCUGUGUACAGCUCUCAUUGUAAAAUAGGUUCUUUUGAACAUAAUCUAUGCAAAGGUUAUUUUGUAUAGGGGAGCACAACGUUCCCUCCCCUCCCCCACCGCAGUGGGAUUGAGGGGUGGCAGUAGUUCUCUGGUUUGGGGGAAGGGGGUGCAGU
This is a messenger RNA of Zootoca vivipara (common lizard), 11311 nucleotides long. It is a transcript of the gene SRCAP, whose product is annotated as Snf2 related CREBBP activator protein. Gene Ontology annotation, biological process: chromatin remodeling. The record is from RefSeq and is a predicted model, not a curated record. Gene Ontology annotation, molecular function: ATP binding; ATP hydrolysis activity; DNA binding. Lineage: Eukaryota; Metazoa; Chordata; Lepidosauria; Squamata; Lacertidae. Gene Ontology annotation, cellular component: Swr1 complex.